Danio rerio (zebrafish) is the source of this 2292-nucleotide messenger RNA. The record is from RefSeq and is a predicted model, not a curated record. NCBI's taxonomy places the organism in Eukaryota, Metazoa, Chordata, Actinopteri, Cypriniformes, Danionidae.
UUUUCCACCCGCCGCCCAACUGCAGGAUCAGAGAGGUGCAUUGUGGGAGUCAGGUCCGGCUUGUCGUCAUAGCGAUCCGAGACAUUGCCAAAGGCGAGGAGAUAACUGUGGACUACAGCCUGACGGACUGGGGGGAAAACGCCAUGGGUUUCCACAGUUCAGUGUCUCCACGCGGGUUUGACUGUGGGUUUAAUCCAGAAAGCAACAUCAAGAAGGAGGAGGAUCCGGGUGCUCUGCCCCUGUCUCUCACUGUUUCAGACUACCUCACUCCAUCAUGGUCACUGUCGCCCUCCUCCAGCCCGCUGUCCCACUCCGAGGCCAGUGACUCCGACAGAGAGGAGGAUGAAGAAGAGGAAGACGAUGAUGAAGAUGAUGACGAUGAAGAGGAGCUGGAGGAGCUGAGGGGUCGAAUGAUGAGACGCCGCAAGAAGAGAAAAACCUCCACCAGCAUCAAGAAGAAGACUCAGCCACACCCCCUUUCCUUCACUCGCCCCGCCUCCUCAUCCCCCUCCCCCUUCCAGCAGCCUCAAGCCCCGCCCACCACCAAUAUAAACAACAACAUCAACAUAAACAUCGGUGCGAGCGGCACACUGUCCCGCCGCCAGCACUGUCCAUACUGCGGACGCCACUUCCGCUCACUCGCGCGCCACCUAGAGAAACACCACGAUCAGCAGCCCGAAGUCAGAGCCGCAAUGGAGCUAUCGCACGCUCCCACACACACCCCGAACACAAACACACACACGUUUCCAUCUCCAGCCCAGCCCUCGUCUUCUCUGGGGCCGUCGUUGUUUUCCAGGGAGCGCGAGUCUAUUUCGUCUGCUACUAAACCGGCGGGUGUUUCCUUUUCUCUUUCGCUGGCUUCUCCUCCAUCUAGCGCCACCACCAAGAAAAGCUGUAGUACUCCUAGGAAGAGUGUUAAGAAGAGUCCCGGGACGCCGCCGGCACGGAGAGGACGACCACCUAAGAAGAAGGAGGACAAGGAGAAGGAGAAAGAGAAGAAGAAGCAGGAGGAGAUGGAGAGAGAGAAGGAGAAAGAGGAGCCGCCGCCACCCACACCGGGGAAAGUAGAAGAAGAAGAGGAAGAAGAGGUGGAGGAGGAGGAGGAGGUGGUCAACAUGGUGGAGGAUGAAGGAGCUGAAGAGAAGAAGACAGAAAUGACGAGGCCUCAGCGCUCCCACAUGCCCCCUCUGCUGUCGUCUCUGUCCACGCUAGUGUUGUUCCUGCGCCGGCAGCAGCACUCCUCCUUCCUCUCGCUGUCCCGCGCGCCGGGCUCUGCUGAAUCCUGGCGUCAGCUGUGCCACUCCAGCCUGGCUCUGCUGCUCCUCUAUAACCGGCACCGGGAGUGUGAGGUGUCCAAGCUGACGGUGCAGGACUACCACAGCCGGAGCUCCGCAGCCCCGCUGGACAGUGCACUCUGCCCGUUCGAGCGCCAGGUGCUCUGCCAUCUGUCCCGCGUGCCGGUGCUGGGCAAACGAGGCCGUGUGCAGCCGCUCAUCCUGCCACCGCACUCUGAAACCUGCCUGGACCUGCUCCUCAAGACGUCUGCAGAUGUGGGUGUGGACCCCGAGAGCCCGUAUGUGUUCUCCAGACCGUACCACUCUCCGGCUACACCUCUGCGCGGGACAGACCUGCUGCGGAGCCUGGCACGGAGCAGCGGAGCCAAGAACCCAGCAUGUCUGACUGCCCCGCGCGCCCGCCGGCAGAUCGCCAUCCUCACCCAGCUGCUGCUGCUGGAGGAGGGCGCCGCCACCAAACGCCUGGAGGACUUCCUGCAGAGAGAGUACCAUGUGACCCAGAGCUGCGCUGGGAUUGGCCAGGACCCGGCGCUGAUGAACCGUGUGGGCAGGGUGGUGCUGUAUGGCGAGCGGGAAGGCGUUCUGUUCAGAGGCAUGAGUCUGCAGCACAUCUGCCUCGAGCUCGACGUGAUGUCUGGAAACUCGGCCGACUCGUUCUCGGAAAACUCUGAUGCGGAGGCCAGUAAGGUUAAGGAGAAAGCUGAACCGGUGAAGAAGAAAUCCAGAGGUCGAGUUUCACGGGUGAAGAAGGGAACCGGUGUGCGAGUGUGUGCUGCUGCAGCGCCACCAUCAACCGCACACAAGAGACGCAGCGUCGCACAGGUCAAAACAGGUAAGCGUGGCGUGCUGAAGCGUCCGUGGUCGGAAGCGGAGCGCGUGUCGGUGGAAACGCACCUGAAGCAGAACAUCCUGGAGCUGCGAGUUCCUGCUAAAGCAGACUGUGAGCGCUGUCUGCAGCUCUGCCCCCUGCUGGCCAGCAACCAGCGCGACUGGAGGG